Molecule: messenger RNA, 507 nt
Organism: Lactuca saligna
Lineage: Eukaryota; Viridiplantae; Streptophyta; Magnoliopsida; Asterales; Asteraceae
Source: the annotation of a GenBank genome assembly
AUGGAGUGGAAUCUACUAUUGAAGAAAGAUAUUUGCUUAACUCAGGUUUUCAGAUCGCACUUUUUGCUUAAAGAGGAUCGGAAGAAGUUGAAUGUUGAGAAAGAAGGAUUACAUGGGUACCAACAUAAUGAACGCCAUAUAGAGAAAGUUGACCAAUGGGAGAUUCCCUUUUCGAUUGGAGUUCUACGGUGGGAAAGAAAUGUUGCAAAACUUGGCCUACUCGGCCGAGUACUCAGAAUCGGCCCUCCACCGAGGCGAACAGAAGCGAUUGACAAGAUUGUACCAUACAAUGUUGAAAACAUUGUAUCUGAUAAUGUUGUAGAGUGUCCACAAGAAGAAACCGUGGCAAUGAAUACGGUGGAAGAAGAAAUUUUAUAUGAGUUUGGAAGACUGCGUGGCAAAACUUUGUCAGGUGAUGAAGCGUCAAAUGAAGGUUGGCCGGAAGAUGAAUUCACACACGUAAAAAAAAGCUUCAGACAUCUUUUACAGUAUGCCUCCCAUACCUGA